AUGGUAACGAACCGAGUGCGCCGCCGCGUCCUAUGUCGUUCAAUUUACACUCAAGGCCAAUCCCCAAUGCGCUUUGUGCGAGAAUAUUUCUAUUUUGUGGAUCACAACGGACAGGUUUGCACCGAUAUGUAUUCUUUUUUCUCCUUCAGAAUCAUUGCUCUUGAUACAGAUAUUUUUUUUAUUGAUUUCUUCUUCUCAAGACUACAAGUUAACACCACGGGACGGUACACGAAUGAGUUCCCUUUUUUGUCUCUAUGCGGACGUGAACGUAACUAUUUGCGAUGUGACGACAAACCCACGGUGUUUGUGGACUUAAAACAAUUGUCGGAUCAGAAAUGGCAUUUACUCUAUGGUUCGGAAAAAACAACAAAGCUGUCGGUCCCGUUCAUGCCAGAGCACUUGCAUAUGUAUCCUAAAUCCGGACGCGUGUAUCACCCAACCAGCCGUAAACCGACACCGACCGAUAGCCGUACCGAGUCCGAUUUGUCUGUUGGAUUAAUUUGUUCCCGCCUGGCUGUUCAACUGUCGCCCAAUUUUGAGUGGGUCAACAAUGAGUCGGAGCGUGAACCGCACAAGUUUAUUUGGGAGAACACUUCAUAUACGCUAAGCGGUAUUUUGGCACAUCUGUUACAUUCAGACGCAUAA
Molecule: messenger RNA, 645 nt
Organism: Echinostoma caproni
Lineage: Eukaryota; Metazoa; Platyhelminthes; Trematoda; Plagiorchiida; Echinostomatidae
Source: the annotation of a GenBank genome assembly